Molecule: messenger RNA, 1266 nt
Organism: Cyphellophora europaea CBS 101466
Lineage: Eukaryota; Fungi; Ascomycota; Eurotiomycetes; Chaetothyriales; Cyphellophoraceae
Exons: 1
Coding region: 1-1266 (421 amino acids)
Biological process (GO): DNA-templated transcription
Cellular component (GO): nucleus
Molecular function (GO): zinc ion binding; DNA binding
Source: RefSeq, a predicted model, not a curated record
AUGGCACAAGCCAGCGAGUUGUGCAAAGUGUUUUUCACAACAAUUAACAAAGUAUACCACAUUUUGCGCGAAGAGUCCUUCAGCGAAGAGCUUGCAACCUAUUCAAGAGAUCCCGAAUCUGCAGACUUGGGGUGGUUGGCGCUACUCUGCGCUGUGUUAUCUCAAGGCAUGUUGUUGCAGCAAGCUUCAACAGCCUGGAAACCAACCAGUACCAGUUUUAGCGGCCGAGACGAGGCUGAAAAGCUGCUUGAAACUGCUCAAUCAUGCAUUGCGCAGACUGCUUUUACGGCUAGACCGACGAUUGCAGCUAUUCAGUGCCUAUGCAUAACGGCUGUCUCGCGCCAGCUGGCCCCGUUCUCAUGCUACGAUACCGACUCGGCCUGGGUAUUGACCGGCCUGAUCCUCAAGCUUGCCUACAGCUUGCGCUUGCAUGACUCCAAGAGAAUUCCAGAUCUUAGCGAAAGCGAACGAGAGAAGCGUGAAAUGCUCUGGCAUGCGAUCGUCCAUUUGGAGCUGAGACAAUCGCUCACUGCAGGCAAACCAACCAUGUUGAGGCUCCGAGAUCUGGCGAGUCUACAACGGGUUGAUAGCGGGUUCUCUAAUGCAGCAUGGGUCUCUGCCUUGCCGGUGGUAGCCGAGAUCUUGGACGAGAAGCAUUCGGCAGAACCCACAGCACUGUCUCGUCAGUCAAUCGCACAAUACGAUUAUGAGCUUCGUCGACUACUCCGGCGCGCUGACGAGAGCGACGUGGCUAGCACGACCGUGGGCAUUCAGCACCAUCAGCACAUUGCUCUUACUAUUUUCAUUCGCCGUACUCGGCUCGCGUUACACUAUCCCGAAUCAUCCGAGCCGGAUGCGUUCCUGCAUUAUCCGGAAGGCUACUGGGCAUCUCUGGAAUGUUGUCUCGGGCUACUGGCGCUCCAACGCACGCUUGAUGAAUGCUGCCAGCCCUCCGGUUGCUCAUGGCUUGCGGAGCUUUUCAAGGAGGACUUUUAUACCGCAGCCUUGACACUCUGUCAGUACUUGCUACAAGACGUGACGCGCAUGGGACUGGCUGCUCCGCCCUUACACGCCGAUACCGGAUCCAGCAGCGGCCUACAAAACCAUCCGAAGGAAACGGUCAUGGAGACUCUUAGGAGCUGUCGAGACAUUUGGGAUCGAAAGAAGGGCUUAAGCUUCUGUCAGAGCAUGGCAUACAAGGUUUUCAAUGCGGUGCUCAAGAAAAUUGAGGAGGCAGAGACCACUGGUCCCACACAAGGUUCGUAG